AUGUUAGCGAGUACAUCGACGUUCAAGGCGUGGCGAUACAUGGCGGCGUUUACGCGCGAGUUUGAAGAACCGACAAUGGCUCAAUUGCAGGCUAAAGUCAGUAACGGUGACCGAAAGGCCAACGAUAUGCAUGGCAAAGCACCACAGGCGAUUCGUAUCAGCGAAUACUUCAUGGACGUAUUGAGUGCUUUCCAGAAGAUGCGCGGAGCGCAGGAAGAUGCACUGGAGUUUUUGGAGUUUUUCUUGGAGUAUUUGCACGCAGAGUACGAAAAGAGUGGUCUACGUUUGCCUGCCUCGUGUGGAAAGCAGACAAAGCAGGCUCCUGUGAUUGAGCCGAAUGAAGCUAGUGCGGACGCGGACGCUAAGAGUGCUCAAGCGUUCGAUGAAGGCUGGUCAGAGGUUGGUAAGAAAGGCAAGAGCAGCGUGCUACGUCAUAAUCCCGUUGACACUGUCCGCUCGUCGAUAAAUUGGAUGUUUAAGGGUGCACUAUGCUCCGAGCUGAAGCAGAUCGGCAAGAGACACAUUUCGAUUGCUGUGAAACCGUUUCACUGCUUGCACUUGAACCUCGAUUACGAAACACAAGACCCAUCGCUUGUUGCAGGCGAGAAUGGCACGGCUAAUUCAUCCGACGCGUCAACUACUGUUGAGGAGAUGAUCCGCAAUUUAUUCCACGUCGAGGUGAUCGAAGACGCCAACCAGGUUCCAACGAUAAAGAAUCCCUUCCUGUUGUGUUGA
This is a messenger RNA of Peronospora matthiolae, 735 nucleotides long. The record is from the annotation of a GenBank genome assembly. Lineage: Eukaryota; Oomycota; Peronosporomycetes; Peronosporales; Peronosporaceae.